GCGCGCAGCGCCUGUCAGCAUCUCCUUCUCGCGCGUCCCAUCAGCCCAUUUCCCCCACGAGCCAACAACCUCAUCCCUACCUGCUGCACCUUGGAAAACAAGCGACGCAAAAAUGUCUGCUCCCGGUCCCGAAUCUGUGCCAACUUCGGCCGAUCCCCGCUCCCACCGUCCAACAAAGAAGCGUGCUCUCACGCCCGUCUCAGCGCAAGCCGCCUCCGUAGAAGCCCUCUUCUUGAAGCCCGACCAGAACAUCCGCAUACCCGACCCUUCCGCCCCUGGUGGCAGUUCAGCCCUCAUGCGCUCCGCUCCCCCGGAAAUCGUUACUAACGUCCAGGGCUCCAGCGCUGGUGCCGGCUCGGGUGAGUUCCACGUCUACAAGGCUAGUCGCCGGCGCGAGUAUGAGCGUCUGCGCAGCAUGGACGAGGAUCUCCGUCGCGAAAAGGACAUUGAGGAGUUUAGCAAGGACAAGAGUGAGCGCGAUCGCAAGGACGAGGAGCGCACGCGUAAGAACCGCGAGAAGAGGGAGAAAAUGAAGGCUCGCAAGGCCAAAAAGGGCAAAGGCCCAGCUGGUGCGACCGACAAGAAGCCCAACACUGCAAUGUCAAGAGGCGACUCCCCAUCCGCGGACAAUGAUGCUAAGACAAACACUGCUGAUGUUGAUUCUAAGACCCAGGCUGGCAAGGAUGCUUCGGAAUCAGCACCAUCUGCACAGCCCGCAGGCCUGGUCAUUCACGACGACGACGAUUAAUCGAUUAGACUGAAAAAACAGUAUUGUACCAACAAAACAAGUAAAAGGAGGAUAUACACAAAUCGGCAAAUACGGUCGUGGUAGAGGAGGAUAAUGCUAUAAACAGAGUUCGAGGUCUGUGUCACUGGAGGAGAAACGCUCUGUAAGCUCGCAAGUAGAAACGGCAACUUUGUAUGCCAGGUAAUUCAUAUGAUACCCUUUUCUUUCA
This is a messenger RNA of Fusarium graminearum PH-1, 956 nucleotides long. RefSeq lists its product as uncharacterized. Gene Ontology annotation, cellular component: nucleolus. The transcript has a single exon. The record is from RefSeq and is a predicted model, not a curated record. The coding region runs from base 113 to 748 and encodes 211 amino acids. Gene Ontology annotation, molecular function: protein kinase binding; protein kinase inhibitor activity; double-stranded RNA binding. Gene Ontology annotation, biological process: negative regulation of protein kinase activity. Lineage: Eukaryota; Fungi; Ascomycota; Sordariomycetes; Hypocreales; Nectriaceae.